ACAGAUAGGCGCGAUAGGCGUUUUAUUUCAUAUAAUUUGAUACAAAAACAAUAUCGCAAGUCCCGAUUCUCUAUAAUGUUUAGUUUAGAAGUUAUAUUUACAAUAAUAAAUUUCGAGGCAUUUAACCAUGUUUUUGUUUAAUAUAAUUUAUCAGAAAAUAAUAUAAAAAACAUUUAGCUUAUAAAUUAUAUUCAUGAAUAUGGUAUUAUCAUACUUUAAAUGAACACAACUUCUAAACUAAACGUGGUAGAGAAUUAUGGUUUGUCUUGGAAAUAUGGCAUUGUCUUUUUUUAUACAGAAUGUCCACGCUAAAGUGUGACUUUAGAAAGAUGAUGACUUGAUGACUUUGGAAACAUAUUUCAAUAACUAUUGAUGAUACGAAAAAAUUGUUUGGAUGUAAAUUGCAGGAAACAAUGGACUCUAUAUUGUAGCGUAAACGAAAUUAUUUUUAUAUUAUUAAUUUAAAGAUAUGUUGGUAAAGUGUCGUUUUUUUUUAAUGGAAUCAUGCGUUAGUGCUUUUCAAGACGAAUUCAUUGACUCUCUAUGUAUUUACUCGAUUUUUAUUAGUUUUCAAGAUGUAACGCUUCGAAAUUUACUGAUUUUCAGGGGAAAGGUAUCGUUUUGAGUUACAAGUCGUAAAAGCGAUCCUAUUGUUGCAGUGUUUGACUCUGCCCUUUUUAACCGAUAGCAAGAAACAUGGAAAGUAUUGCCCAUCACGGUCUACCUUUGGGGAUGCGGCAAACUUACACCGUGAUGGACAAUACUUUCCAUGUUUCUUACCGUUCGGGCCUGCCUUUCCGAGCGUAGACCCUUGUUUAUCGGUUUCAAGAGGCAGAGUCAAACACCGCAACAAUUGGGUCGCUUUUACGACUCGUCACUCAAAACGAUACGUUUCCGCCGAAAAUCAGUAAAUUUCAAAGCGUCAUAUCUUGAAAACUAAUAAAAAUCGAGUAAAUACAUUAACGGUCAAUGAGGGGUCCUAUGCGCCUGGGAAAAUAUUUGAGCUCCAUGCUCUACAUAUAACUUAAAAACAUUUAUUUCUUAACAAUUUACUUCUUGAAUGUGUGAACAUUAAGGGUCAAUGAAUUCCUCUUGAAAAGCACUAUCGCAUAAUAUCCUAAAUAAUAUAUAGUUCCAUUUAAAAAACGACACUUUACCAACAUAUCUUUAAAUUAAUAAUAUAAACAAAAUUAGAUUAUAAGAUUACUAGAUAAGGAAAAGGGGAUAUAAGACAAGGGAAGGGGACAAAUCUAAAAACCCAUAAAGGUAUGGCAAUAAAAUAAACAACAACAAACAAAUAAUAUAAACAAAAUUUCGUUUACGACACAAUAUAGAGACCAUUGUAUCCUGCAAUUUACAAUCUAAACAAUGUUUUCGUAUCAUCAAUAGUUAUUGAAAUAUGCGUCUGUAACACUUUAGCACACCCUGUAUAUUAAAUAAAAAUUCGGUCAAAUCCUCGAAAAUCGUAAUAGUGCCAGGAGAUUAGAAACUUUCAAAAUUCGAGUCGAUGAACUUCAGCUUAUCUACGAAGUUACGAGGGAACCAAUUUUGUGGGUCAAUAUAAUUCCGGCGAAGGUGGGCGAACAUACCCGAGCUAACCCUGAAUAACACGCGUCGAGUACAGUCGUCCGUCAAAAUUAUUGACCAUCGUCGCACUCGCCUCCAUCGAAAUUGUAGCUAAUACGUAAAACAUCAGUGCGUCGUUAUGAAGGAAACGUAUAUAAACGGUAUCGUUUCCAUGAAAUCUCUGCAAAGUUGUUUAAUAUCUGGCCGAGACUCGUCGUUACGCGAAAUGUCACUCGUUUGACAUAACCUUCUCGCUGUACAUACAUUUCCCGCUGCUCGGUAGUACAGUCGACUGAUUUUCUAUUGACGGGACUCCAUUGUGAACCUUCUUUGACGAAAGAAACGAGCACGAAUUUGUGAAGAACACGUUUAGCUCUGCGUUCAUCGAGUUCUUUGGAUUCAUCUCCGUUCCUUAAAAUGAAACGGAGUCGAUAGAUUCCUCGAGGAUGAAGCAAUUUCGAGGGACUGUACGGUCGAUGACACAGUACAGUCCACCGAAUAAAAAUUGACGAUGCCGGUGCAUUAUCGGGACGGUAUUCUGACCGAAAACGUUUCGUGUCUUAGCUAAAGACUUUUACCAUUUCACGACAGCUCGGAGAAUGUUUCCCAAGGAGGAAAAAUCGUUUCGAAAACGAUGCUCGAAUGGAAAUUGAAAGUUCCCGUGACACGGAGCGAGGACAAAAGAAUCUCGACGGGACUGUACAGCCGAAGUUGUAUUGACUGAAGUGUUUUCUUCGAGCGAGUGCAUUUCGUCGAAAACGAGACAUAUAAGGUGUAUCGACGGUGAAAUUACAAGGUUUCGUCCAUGCGUUGCAACGUCCACCGUGUGAUUUCCAUCGAAACGAAAGUUGUCCGAGUAAAUUCUUCGAGCGAAAUCGUGUUCUGUAAACAACGCAAUUGCAUUCCGUCGACGCUAAGGUUUCGACCUGUCCGAGCACUUCUGACACGGUGCGAUGUCGAAGACGAGAAAGAAACAAUAUUUUUCGAAAAGCGUUCGCGGCGGGACCUCGAUCGUUAGAUAAGAUGACCAGGCGGAUCGUUAAAAUUCGGAGAUCCCGCGACAAACGGAAAGCACGAUUGCACGGGGCUAAUUAAAAUUUUGAAAAACUUCCGGAUAGAGCACUGCCACUGUCACGUGGUCUCUUCUAUUCGUACGUCAGUUUUCGCGUAAAAUUUAAAAUUUUUCACGGGUCUUUCUUGCGGUACAUCUUUCUUCCAAAAUAAUUUUAAUAACUAAACGAAAUGGGGAAAACGAGAGGAGUGCACGAAACGACCCCGGAAUUGAGAAAUCGAAUGGUGGGAAUGUACGAGGCUGGUUUGGGUUUGCGAGAAAUCGCGGCAGCCGUCAAUUGUUCGCAACGUACAGUGAAGAGGUGGUUGAACAGAUUCGAUAAAGAAGGCACUGUGGAAACAAGAGAACGAUGUGGACGCAAAAGAGCCACCACCUCAGAACAAGAUGAAGCUAUUAUACGGCUUGCCACACAGACACCUAUAACAGCUGCUAAAGCUGUUCUUCCCGCUUUGGGACUCAACUGCUCUGUAGACACUAUAAGAGAAAGACUACAUAAAGCAGGAAUUCACAAUUGGAGUCCCUCCCGGAAAUACAUGCAAAGAAUUCCACUAGGCGACACGGAUGGUGUUGCUAUUCAACAACCUGUAUGGAGGCCCACUGGAACGCAGUUAGGGAAAAAAAAGUCUUCCAAAGAUUCUAGUAAAAACGAUAAAAAUACAGGCGCGACUAAGAAAAAGAAUCCCUCGUGGAAAAUUAGGGCUAAAGAUGUAUACGUAGGGGAUGGUGCUCCGGUAGAAAACGCAAAACAACCAACCGAACAGCAGGAAUUUAUAUUUUCGCAACAAAAUGCUCCUCAGCCUCAAGCUACCGAAAUGCAGUCGCCAUCCCAACCGUUACCUUCGAAUCAAACGGAAUUUGGCAACGCGUUGAGUUUAGUUCACCAAGAUCAGCCCGUUUACCAACACCCUGGUUUGAAUAUCUCUCAAAAUUGGCCGCUGGAUUUGGUGCAAGGAAGUCAUCAUUAUCCGCAGCAGCUUCAGGAGUUACGUACGCGUCAAGAGCAACAGCAACAUCACGAGCAACAAGUACGACAAACGAUUCCGGAUCAAACGCAUAGUCUCGAUCAGCAACGUCAACUCAAAGUAGAGCACCAAAUUCAACAUCAGCAGCAUCAAGAGCAUUUACACUUACAAUUAGCUAGUCCGCAAACCAAUACAAACACGAACUCCGAUACCUUUAACUCUUGUAGUUCUCAAGACAGUAACCAGUCUUCUAGCGGUGAACUUAAGCAAACCGAGAAUACGGCGAAGCCUGUCAAGAUGGAACGAUUUUUGCCCGUUAGGUUGCAGGAAGAUCCUCACCAGUUUUUGGAACUUCCGGCACAGAACGAGCCGCCGCGUUAUUUACGAGUCACUGGCGAUGACGAUACAGGAUGCAAGAAUCAGGAUCAGGUGAUCCUGCAACCCGACAGGCUUCAUUGUACGUCGAAAGAAGAUAGCGAAAGAAACAUGUCGCAGAAAAGGAAAAAGAAAGGUGGGAAAGCGAAAGGAACGUUGGAAACUAGCGUCGAAAUUCGAAAUCGUAUGAUCGGCAUGUCGGAAGCGGGCUUGUCCACGCUGUCUAUCGCACUCGCGAUCGAUAGAUCGGAACGUACCGUUAAAAGGUGGUUAGAACGUUGGCAUAAAGAAGGCAACGUACAGACGAAGGAAAGAAAGGGUCGUCGUCGAAUCACGACUAAGGAACAAGACGAAGCCAUAAUCGCUAUGGCUACCCAGCAGCCUCUGACCGCGGCUAAACACGUUGCGCCAGCUCUGGGCUUAAAAUGUAGCGUGGAUACGAUUAGGGAAAGGCUUCAUAAAGCUGGUAUUCAUAGUUGGAAGCUCGGAAAGAAGCAAGGGGAAGGAAACGCUGUACACACAGUGCACCUUUGGCAACCCAGCGGAAAUCGACCAAAUAAACCAAAAAUGCUUGGCGAAAAGAAGAAAAAAUCAAACGGUAAUAGAAAACGUGACCAAGGGUCGAGGAACACCCCGAAACGGUUAUCUUCUAAGAGAAGAAGAACCGAGUCUAUAUCGGUGAAAAGCGUCUCGCCGUCGACAAAUAUGAUACCAGAACAGCCCACUGUUUUACCGUUUCAUAAUCCUGCAACAAUGGCGAAUUAUGUUUCAGCUCCUAACAUAAUGCAACCUGUCCACAAUAUUACCGCAGCUCUUCCUACGCUUGCUCAACCUCAACCUCCGCCAGGUCCACCACCAGAGCCGCAACCGAUACAGCCAAUGGGUCCUAUGAUGCAACAAAGACCUGACUGCAGGUUAGCACCGGCUAUCGUGCCACCUGUGUCUGUGUCGGGACAGGAGAAUACCGGAGUUGCCUAUCCAUCGUGUAUGGUUGGAAAUAAUAGUCACACAGGUCACAACAUGGAACAACCAGACCCCUUAAACUACGAACCUUAUAUAUGGAGUUUCUAAGCAUCAAGGAUGAUGUAUAUAGACAUCAUUGAAUCGUAAACUAUUCAAUUUUGAUAUUUUUUACCGUGCCGUGUGAGAUUCAUUUUGAUCGUUAAAGCUAUUAGCUUUAUGUUAGCGCUUUGAACAAUAGUGUCACGUACGACACUGAUUUGAACGGUGAACCGCAUUUACGAAAGUAUUUUAAUGUUUUUUAAAGAUGCUAGAAAAAAAAGAACAAAA
This is a messenger RNA of Hylaeus anthracinus, 5265 nucleotides long. RefSeq lists its product as uncharacterized. The record is from RefSeq and is a predicted model, not a curated record. The transcript has 8 exons. Lineage: Eukaryota; Metazoa; Arthropoda; Insecta; Hymenoptera; Colletidae. Bases 2809 to 5046 code for a protein of 745 amino acids.